Molecule: messenger RNA, 87 nt
Organism: Ectocarpus siliculosus
Lineage: Eukaryota; Phaeophyceae; Ectocarpales; Ectocarpaceae
Source: the annotation of a GenBank genome assembly
AUGCCUGCCCCUGCAUCGGGCAGGGUCGCGCCGGAAUCUGCCCAACAACCUACGCCGGCACCCGGUUCGAGCUCAGAAGGGGGGUGA